AUGGUGACAUUGGGUUCAAUGACAGCUUGCUCUUCUAUUGGUAGCAACACUAGCCAUCCCAAGGCUCUCCCAACACCAGAAGUAGCUAAGACUGCACCUGAUGGCUCAUGGGAACUUUGGUCUACUUUAGCAAAUUCUGAUAGCAACCCUCAAUUCUGGCGUGAAUUUGGCACUCCAACAAACUUCUACAGUCGCGUCGAGGAAAGUAACUGGCUAUCUUUCACGGUCACGUUAAAGGACCCUAGCUUCAUAGAACGAUAUGAGACAUGGUCUGGCGACAAAGCCGGGACUGGAGCACUAUGCUUGGUUAAUGAGCAUAGUUGUCCCCCAUCAGCCGCAUUUCCUCAACCAAACAGCCGGAACCCAAGUCUUCUGGGGUUAUGGGCUUUUCCUGCCCACACCGGUGAUUUCGUCAAGAAACCUAUGUCGGAAUGUUCAGGAGAAGAAAUUCUUAAGGAAUUGUUAGGCCAUUUAAAAUUUCCUGAGCAGCCUACUCUUAACACAUCCAUCACGAUCCCGUCUAUGUUGCCCUAUAUCACUUCUCAAUUCUUGACACAAAACAUAGGAGAUAGGCCGCUAGUCAUUCCGAAGGGAAGUACAAAUUUAGCUUUGCUUGGGCAAUAUGUGGAGAUUCUAGAGGACACAGUCUUUACUGUUGAGUAUAGUGUGCGUGCAGCACAAAUUGCCGUACACGAACUUAUGGGGACGAAGAGAAAUCCCAGGUCUAUUUAUAAAGGGGCACAUAAUGUGAAAGUUUUGGCGGAUGCAUUAAGGAUGUUGCUAACAUGA
Molecule: messenger RNA, 789 nt
Organism: Lachnellula hyalina
Lineage: Eukaryota; Fungi; Ascomycota; Leotiomycetes; Helotiales; Lachnaceae
Gene: ohyA
Product: Oleate hydratase
Exons: 2
Coding region: 1-789 (262 amino acids)
Biological process (GO): fatty acid metabolic process
Molecular function (GO): FAD binding; oleate hydratase activity
Source: RefSeq, a predicted model, not a curated record